UUUUCGUUCAAUCUUCAAAGAUGUCGUCUUCUUUGGAACCAUCUUCAUCUACUCGUAUCGAGGAAGAAACUAGUUCAGUUUGGAGUUAUACAGAUUCGAUGUUAGACGUCUAUGACGUCCAUGAUCCCGAAGAAGUAAAUACUCAAGAAUUGUUCGAUAAGCCACGUGGUCAGAAACGAUGGAUCGGAAAAGAACAUCAUCGAGGAAAGGAACGCCUUCAUAAUAAUGUGAAGGAUAGGACCUUCAUCGAGAAAACUAUUAAGGCUACAGAGCCUUUGAGCAAGAAUGCUACAAAGAAAAUUGAAGCAUCUACCAGAGAUGGACUGGAUUUCAAUAUCGUCUACUCUCUCGACAAGAAGAAUCGGUGGCAAACAGCGGACACCAUAACGCUACUAGGAGCUACUCCAGAAAACUUGAAAGCAGAAGUUGUCGAAAGAAAUGGCCUCGAGCAAUGCGGAUUACAGCAUCCGAAUAAAUCAACAUUUGCAGUUCAUUCGAAACAAGUCAAUUUAGAUAAAGAACCCGGAGAUUUUGAUAUCAGAAGUGCGACUUCAUCGGGAAAAGGCCAACAUUAUUCAAAUUUCCUUCCGGAAACAAGAGAAUUCAGUAAGAAGGCAAAUGCAAAAAUGAUGACGAUUAGGGGACAAGAUCAGGAGGAUUUGAAAACUCGAGAAGUGGAACAGCCCACAAUAUCCUAUAAUCUUUAUAAAACCCACCCAAACCGAGAGGUUGGUGGAGGACAGUUAUUCAAGCCAAAAGUUGCCUUCAAAUCCGGACGCCACCGAGCUAACAAUAAGAUUGACCUGGAAAAUUAUGAUUCUUAUGAAGAAGAUUUUGAUGAAGAAUAUGAGCAAUCUAAUGAACUAGUGCCCCAACGUCCAUCUGAAAAUUCUGUGGAUUUAUCCACAUUCGUUGUGGAAAAUCGGGAGAAGCAGUCUAGAAAAUCUAAAAGAAAUGACAAUGAAAUGUCCUAUGAAAUAGUUGAAUCACUGAAGCCUGAAACUGAAUACUGUAACUUAUUUAAUAUUCAAGACUAUCUUCGUAAUGAGGGAUACACUUUCGAAAGUGCUGAAAUCACUUUUCACAAUCAGAAACAAAACAUGGAGCAUCAAAUGGAACAGCUCCGAGAGGAGGAUAACAAUUUGGUUAUUAAAACAAUUCAACCUGGACAAUAUUUGAUUGAUGCAUCCGAGUGGUGCCAGUUGGAUGGUGGAAUUAAAGAUGGAGAACCUACGACAAUCAUUGUUAUUAGCCAUGUUAAGAGGAAUCAGUACAAGGUUCUCGUCAAUUCAACUAUUGCCGUACAUCCUUCAAAAAAAGGUUCACAACAUUUGAAGCAAUUGAUAUCGAGUGCAAUGACUUUCCGAGAGGCUGUUUCUAGAAUCACUACCGAAAUUUUGACGAACCGAAAAAUAAUUGAAACAAUGAAAAUGUCAACUUUGCUAUAUGGAAGGAAAACAGUUCCCGAGCUUCUUCAUGACAGCUAUGAAUGGGAGAAUCAGCUUGUGAAUAUGAAUUGGCCUAAUCAGUACUAUCACUGCACAUGGGCAAACUCCGAAGAGUUGAGCACAGUUGGUGGAAAGUUGGAAUGGAAGGACUUAUGCGAUAUGGUUAGAAGAGAGAAUAAUGGGACUUUUGAUAAUGGCAAACCUGACGAAAAAUGUGGUGUUUGCAAUCAGAAAACAGAAGCAAAGGAAAUAUUCUUGGUCGAAAGUGAACUCACAACCAAAUGCACAGACUGCCUCAAAGACGAAUUCUACAGAGAGUUCAGAGCAAGACGUCUUCCAAUCGAUCUUCAAAUCAAAGCUGUUGAUGAACUAGAACUCCUUUCAACAUUUAUACCACUACCAAUUGUUAAUUUGUAUAUCAGAAUGGUCUCAGAAACUACUUAUCAAGAUCUCGGCGCACUCGGCAGUUUUGAAAAAUGCCCAAAAUGCAAGUCAGCUGUAUUUUUCGACGAGGUCGUUGAGGGAAAUGAUAAGAAAACUCAAAAUCGAUCCUGUCCAUGUGGAUAUUCUUGGUGUAGACAAUGUAAUAAAGUUCCACAUUGGCCAUUGAAAUGUGGAGAUUUUGCGGAAUGGGACGAGAAAUGGCUCUUGAGAUAUGCCGUGAAAAAUGCUCAAGGAGCCGGUGACCAGACUCUCCUUCAAGUUGCAUGUUCCUGUGGAAAAGAAGUUUACAGUUCCCUGCUCCCAGAAGAAUUUCUAAUCUGCCCCAACUGCAAAAUAACUAUCGAUACGCACACAAUGUCUACUGUAUGGAAACACGAAUACUUCCCAUUUAACCCCCGGUUCCGGAAACUUGUUGAAAGUGAUUAUACGAUUCUUGGUCGAAACUAUAACGAGCGUCCAUAUGUACCACCAAUUGCAGUUUAUACGGAGCUUGAAAAGAUUCCUGGAAUCAAAGCUUCCGUUAUUGAAACAUGUGCAGCGGCGAGAGAUGUGAGAUAUAAUGUUCAUACAAGAAAUCGAGCUGUAAACCGUGAACAUGUCUUGAUUCGGAAAGGAGUUUUGAGCCCAGAAAUCAUGGGGAAUCUGUUAGGGACUACCGUGUAUCUAGUGGAAAACGUAACUGCGUGGAUGUACAUGACAAGUCAAUAUGAUAGAAAUAUCAAGAACACUUUGGAAAGUAUGAUGGAAAAUCGAAAGAAUUUGUUGAGUAGUCUGGAAAAAGAAGAUUUAGAUGCAAUCAAGGAGUGUGCUAAAAAAUUGAGAAGAGACAUCGAUACUGUUGUGCAAGCCGUAGAGACGAAAGUGAAAGAUGCGAAAAUAAUUUAAUUUUUCAUUUUUAUUGCUCAAUAAUAAAUUAUUUUGUCAUUUUCAAAUUGUGUAACAUUUAAUGCUCUUAAAUAAAUUUAUAUUCUUUUAAUC
This is a messenger RNA of Caenorhabditis elegans, 2870 nucleotides long. RefSeq names its product IBR domain-containing protein (gene F14F9.4). Bases 21 to 2777 code for a protein of 918 amino acids. Gene Ontology annotation, molecular function: zinc ion binding. The transcript is spliced from 6 exons. Lineage: Eukaryota; Metazoa; Nematoda; Chromadorea; Rhabditida; Rhabditidae. The record is from RefSeq and is marked reviewed.